UGUUUUCCCCAGCUAAGAGGAUCGGAAAGAUUCAUCCUGUGGCUUUGCAUCAUGGAGGGUAGCAGUCAAUCCAGCAGUCAACAGCUUCUGUGGAAAGAUGUUGAGGCUGGAAAAGGGAAGAAGGCGAAGUACCAAACCUACCAGCGAAUUGCUCUGAUUCUCGCUCUGGUCUUCCUGGUUUUGGCUCUCUGUGUUUUCAGCCUGAGAUAUCUGUGGGGCCCCAGCCUGGGGAAGGUGUAUGACCACGAGUACAAAGCUGUGGUGGAUGGCGUGGAGACAGACAGUACAAUGGAGAUAGACCCAGUUCACCGCGUUGAAAUAUUUAAGAUGGGAAAUGGGAGUGAGGAGAUUCUCGAGGUCCACGACUUCAAAAAUGGAAUCACUGGGAUCCGGUUUGCUGAACAUCAGAGGUGCUACAUCAGGGCCCAAACUAAGAAACUACCCGCAGUGGCAGAGGUGGAGACUGAAGACACGGAGUUGCUGCAGGUGGAUGAGACUGGGGCCAUGGAUGUGAAGGUGGACGACUCCCAAGUGUGGGUUCCUGCUGAGGAGCCCAUCGUUAACCCGGACUUCCUCCUUGACUCCAAGAUCUGGGAGAUUUGCCAGCAGCUGCCCAUCCACUGGAUCCAUCCUUCCCCCCUGAGCGAUGCUGAGGUUGUAAAUGUGGAUACACCCGAUGCCGAGGUCACAGGUCAGCGUUUUGCCCGCGACGUCCUGGACCACCUUCCCGUAAACGACUAUAGAGAUGUUGGAAUCGAGCUGGAUAACCGUCUGGAUGAGGGCGGCUACUGCUGCCAGUACUGUCGCCGUGGUUACCGCUUCUGCCGCCGCUACCACGAGCCCCUGGGUGGCUUCAACCCCUGGCCAUACUACUACCAAGGAGGCCGGGUCAUCUGUCAAAUUGUCAUGCCGUGCAACUGGUGGAUCGCCCGCAUGCUCGGGAGGAUCUGAGGCGCUGAGCGUGCUGUCUGGUUUUGAAUCUGUUUACGUUGUAGGUGCAAAUUUUUCCUUUUGAUAAAUAUUCAAGACCACUCGUGACACCAAAGCAGUCUAUUGCAGGCAACUAUUAGGUAGCACUUCUAGUCAGUGUGAGUCAGUGUAAACAGUCUAAAUUAUGUUUGAAGCAUUUUGAUUCCUUCUUAAAAAGCAUUGGUUGUUUACAGGUGUCUAGUUUUCUCUCCUUGUUAUUUGAUCCUGUUCAAUGAACGCAUUUAGUUUGGAAACUGAGCCACCCUAAAAAACAACACACACACACAAUCUGUCCUUACCUUACCUAUUAUGUCAUACAUUCAUUUUUACUUGUAUGUGUAUACAUAUGAAAAGCUACAGCGAAUACAAUGCAACAGCAAUUAACUAUGUACUGUAUGUAACCAUCUGUGUGGUGCUAUCACAUUAAAUGUGUAACAAGACAUACACUUUAUUAGGAAAAUCAUCUAGUGUAAUUUAAAGCAACAGCAUGUUCCAUUAUUGCAUUAUUAUGUUUUCGCAGUUUUUGUUGACAUCUGUUGUACUUUAUGCUUAUUAUUGCCGUCCUGUCUGGUAUUGUUGGUAUGCUGGACUGCGUGACAUUGAAAAGUGUUCUUAUUAAAGUGGCAAAAUUGUUAUUAAAUCACCACGUACCUCCAAAUAGUGUAACCAAAUGGGAGCUUGUGAGCCAUUAAUGCUUAGAGGUAAUUUUUCCAAUUUACAAAUUUGAUCUUUUUGUGCAGUUUUCCCAACACACUUAUUAAUAUAAUAAGCAUGGAUUGAAGCUAAACUUGUGUUUUCCCUUUUUCUUUGGCAAUAACGAUUAAAAGAAUGUUAACUGUU
Molecule: messenger RNA, 1809 nt
Organism: Maylandia zebra (zebra mbuna)
Lineage: Eukaryota; Metazoa; Chordata; Actinopteri; Cichliformes; Cichlidae
Gene: tnmd
Product: tenomodulin
Biological process (GO): negative regulation of endothelial cell proliferation; negative regulation of angiogenesis
Source: RefSeq, a predicted model, not a curated record